Molecule: messenger RNA, 3621 nt
Organism: Telopea speciosissima
Lineage: Eukaryota; Viridiplantae; Streptophyta; Magnoliopsida; Proteales; Proteaceae
Exons: 14
Coding region: 65-3178 (1037 amino acids)
Molecular function (GO): glycosyltransferase activity
Source: RefSeq, a predicted model, not a curated record
GGGACUUUAAGGAAGAAAUAUAUAUAACACAACUCAUAAAGAAAGAGGCGAAGAGCAGCGGAAGAUGGGGAGGAACUCUAAUACGGAGAUUCUUGCUCCACCUGAUGACAGUGGUGAUAUAGGGUUUCAUUUGAUUCGAGAUAGGUUUCGUUUCAAACGAAAUACUCAUCCUGAGUACCAUAGGAAUCGUGGUGAAGAAGGGGGAGAUCAUCGGUCUGAUCGCCAAUGGCGAGGUCGAUCUAUUCCACAUCGAGGUGUUCGGAGGGUUUUCUCAUUCAGAGGAACCUAUUUCUUCUACGGUGCUAUUUUUUUCUCUGUCGUUUUGUUCAUUGUGGCGUCGAUAGUGUUGCAGACUUCGAUUACGUCUAUUUUGAGGCCAGGAAGGGAGUCUGGCAAGUCAGUUCGCGUAGGACUGAAGUUCGGUAGUUAUCUGAAAUUCAUACCCCAUAAGCUAUUGCGGAGGUUUGCCAAGCGGGGUGGUCUUGAUCGGUUGCGGAAGGAGGACAGAAUUGCGAUUCGCUUUCCCAGAUUGGCAGUUAUCUUGGGAAGUAUGGAGAAGAAUCCUUCUUCAUUGAUGCUUCUUUCAGUGAUAAAGAAUCUCCAACAGCUUGGGUACGUGCUUAAGAUGUAUGCAGUAGGUGAUGGUCAAGCAUAUUCACUGUGGGAGCAGAUAGGAGGUCGAAUCACCAUUUUGCAUCCUGAGAGAACUGUUCACGUUGAUUGGUCAAUGUUUGAAGGUAUAAUUGUGGACUCCCUUGAGGCAAAAGAAGCCAUUUCAAGCCUAAUGCAGGAGCCAUUUUGUUCUGUACCGCUGAUAUGGAUAAUUCAUGAGGACACUCUUGCAAAGCGUCUUCCAGUGUAUGAGGAGAUGGGAUGGAAACAUGUUAUUGCUGAGUGGAGAACUGCUUUUAGGAGGGCUGAUGUCGUUGUAUUUUCAGAUUUUUCCCUGCCGGUUUUAUACAGUAUGCUUGAUACUGGAAAUUUCUUUGUGAUUCCUGGAUCCCCAGUGGAUGUUUGGGAUGCAGAAAGCUAUACAAAGUCCCACUCCAAACUUCAAUUAAAGAAGGUGAACGAAUUCCAUAAAGAUGACCUGGUGGUUCUAAUUUUGGGGAGCUCUUUUUUAUACAAUAAGCUAUAUUGGGAUUAUGCUGUGGCGAUGCAUGCGAUUGGGCCCCUGCUGAUUAAUUUUACGAGGAGAUUAGUGGGUAGUGGAUCGGUCAAAUUUGUGUUCUUAUGUGGAAAUUCCACCAGUGGAUAUAAUGAUGCUUUACAGGAAAUUGGUUCACAUCUAGGACUUCCUCAUGGUUCCAUAAGGCUCUAUGGCAUGGAUGGUGAUGUGAAUGGUGUAUUGUUAAUGGCUGAUGUUGUACUGUAUGGAUCAUUCCAAGAUGAACAGGGUUUUCCUCCAUUGCUGAUUCGGGCCAUGUCCUUUGGAAUCCCUGUCAUUGCACCUGAUUUGCCAGUUAUAAAAAAAUAUGUCAUUGAUGGAGUUCAUGGCUUAAUUUUCAGAAAAAGUCAGCUUGAGUCAUUGAUGAGAGCUUUCUCACUUCUAAUUUCACAUGGAAAGCUAUCUAAAUUUGCUCAUGCAGUUGCUUCAUCUGGAAAGUUGCUUGCAAAGAAUAUGAUGGCAUCAGAUUGUAUAGCUGGAUAUGCAAAGCUUCUGGAAAAUGUACUCCACUUCCCAUCGGAUGCAUUGCUGCCAAUUCCUAUUUCUCGGUUUCAAAAACAUACAUGGGAGUGGAAUUUUUUCAGGAAGGAAAUGGAACGUGGAGGAAGAGAAAUCCCAAAAUUUGAUUACAUGAAUAGUUCUAUUGGAAAAUCCAGCGUUGUAUAUGCUCUGGAGGAAUUGGGUAGCUUUGAUCAUAAAAGGAAUAUAGCUGAAAAUGACACAAACAUUUUGACAGAGGAGAAUAUUACCCAGCUAGAUUGGGAUGUUUUAGAAGAACUAGAAGGUUCUGAACAACAUGAGAGACGAGAAUUGGAAGAGCUUGAUGAAAGGAUGGAGAAAACUUCAGGUUCAUGGGAUGAGAUCUACCGAAAUGCUCGGAAAGCCGAAAAACUUAAGUCAAGUGAAAGAGAUGAAGGAGAGCUAGAAAGAACCGGCCAAUCACUAUGUAUAUAUGAAAUUUACAGUGGAAAAGGAGCCUGGCCAUUCUUACGCACUGGUUCUCUGUACCGUGGGUUAAGUCUAUCAACCAGAGCUCGGAGAUCAACAUCAGAUGAUGUUGAUGCAGUUGGCCGACUUCCAGUCCUGAAUGACACAUACUAUCUGGAUCUGAUUUGUGAACUUUGGGGCAUGUUUGCUAUUGCAAAUAGGGUGGAUAACAUUCACAAGACACCUUGGAUUGGUUUUCAGUCAUGGCAUGCAGCUGGAAGGAAGGUUUCAUUAUCUGCUGAGGCUGAAAAGGUAUUAGAAGACACUAUACUGGCAGAAAAUAAAGGAGACGUGCUUUAUUUUUGGGCAAGAUUGGACCUAGAUGGUGGUGAUAGAGGAGGCAAUGAUAAGCUUACCUUUUGGUCAAUUUGUGACGUCUUAAAUGUUGGACACUGCAGAGCUGCCUUUGUGGAUGCCUUCCGCCGGAUGUAUGACUUGCCAUCAAAUGUAGAGGCACUGCCCCCAAUGCCUGAAGAUGGUGGUCAUUGGUCUGCAUUGCAUAGCUGGGUGAUGCCAACACCAUCCUUUCUUGAAUUUGUAAUGUUUGCAAGGAUGUUUGCUGAUUCUCUUGAUAGCUUGAAUAAUAAUAUCAACAAUUCUAAGACAUGUCUUCUGGGAUCCUCGGAGCUUGAGAAAAAGCAUUGUUACUGCCGGAUGCUGGAGCUCCUAGUCAAUGUUUGGGCUUACCAUAGUGCCCAAAAGAUGGUUUAUAUUGACCCAAACUCUGGUAUGAUCGAAGAACAGCAUCCAGUUGAGCAACGGAAGGAAUUCAUGUGGUCUAAGUACUUCAACUUUACAUUGUUGAAGAGCAUGGAUGAAGAUCUGGCAGAGGCAGCUGAUGAUAAUGACUCUCCAAGAGAAAGAUGGCUGUGGCCGUUAACAGGAGAAGUGCAUUGGCAGGGGAUUUAUGAGAGGGAGAGAGAGGAGAGGUAUAGGCAGAAGAUGGAUAAGAAGAGGAAGACCAAGGAGAAGCUAUAUAACAGGCAAAAGUACGGAUACAGUCAGAGAACACUUGGAGGAUAGGAUGCUCAAAAUAGUCUGGAGUUCUAACCACAACCUGGCUAUCUCCUCACACAAUUAAUAGUAUACACACAUGUAUCUGUUAUCAACUGAGCAGGAACCUUGGAAAGCACAUCCAGAUUGAGGAGAAGCACAAUUCUUUCUAACAUCACUAAAAGCCCUUUGGUUUGUUCAUAUUCUUUCAUUUAUCUUUUCCUCCGGAGUUUUGUGCUCCGAUGGAGUGGAGAGAAGGCACACAAGGAGCUUGAGUCCCAAGGAAGACAUAUUAAGUAAGCAGAUCUCAAUGCUAAGAAGAACUUGAAGGUGGGAGAUCUUGGUUUCUGAAGAUUUGAAAUUCAUUGUUAGCAUUUGAACGGGUGAUAGAAGCUAUAUUUUUUGCACCACUUGUAAAUUCACUCAAAAAUUUCAGAGGCAAUGUUAAUGAGAAUAUGAGUUGGUAUCUGCUC